UGCGGCCAUGGUGGCUCACGACGAGCUCGGGGGGCUGCUGCCCAUCAAACGGACUAUCCGGGUGAUCGACGCGCAGAACCAGUCCUUCAGGGAGCAGGAGGAGCCAAGCAACAAGAGGGUUCGACCUUUAGCACGGGUCACAUCCCUGGCAAACUUGAUCUCUCCUGUAAGAAAUGGUGCAGUUCGGCGCUUCGGGCAGACCAUACAGUCAUUUGCCCUUCGCAGUGACAGCAAAUCUCCCGGCUGUGCCCAGAAGUCAUGUAGCAGAUCUGCUGCUCCUACUCCUCCUAAAAGAAGAAACAGUGUUCUUUGGUCCGAGAUGCUAGAUGUCAACAUGAAAGAGUCCCUGAGCACCAAAGAAAUCAAGCGCCAGGAGGCAAUCUAUGAAAUGUCCAGGGGAGAGCAGGACCUAAUCGAAGACCUGAAGCUUGCCAGAAAGGCCUAUCAUGAUCCCAUGCUGAAACUCUCCAUCAUGUCUGAGGAGGAACUCACCCACAUAUUUGGUGACUUGGAUUCUUAUAUUCCUCUGCAUGAAGACUUGUUGGCAAGUUUAGGAGAAGCAACGAAACCAGAUGGAACAGUGGAGCAGAUUGGGCCCAUUCUUGUGAAGUGGCUACCACGACUCCAUGCCUACAAAGGUUACUGCAGCAACCAGCUGGCAGCCAAAGCACUUCUGGAUCAGAAGAAGCAGGACAGGAGGGUGCAGGACUUCCUUCAGCGCUGCCUCGAGUCUCCUUUCAGCCGCAAGUUGGACCUUUGGAGCUUCUUGGACAUUCCUCGGAGUCGCCUGGUCAAAUACCCACUGCUCCUGAAAGAGAUCCUGAGGCACACUCCCAAAGACCAUCCCGAUAUCCAGAUUCUGGAAGAAGCUAUAUCUAUAAUCCAAGGAGUCCUCUCCGACAUCAACCUGAAGAAGGGUGAGUCAGAGUGCCAGUAUUACAUUGACAAGCUGGAGUACCUGGAUGAGAAGCAGAAGGACCCUAGGAUUGAAGGCAGCAAAGCUUUACUGUGCCAUGGGGAGCUGAAGAAUAAAAACGGACAUAAACUCUAUGUCUUCCUCUUCCAAGACAUCCUGGUUUUGACCCGGCCGGUCACUCGCAAUGAGCGUCAGGCCUACCAAGUGUACAGGCAGCCCAUCCCCGUCCAGGAGCUGCUCCUGGAGGACCUGCAGGAUGGGGAUGUGAAAAUGGGAGGAUCCUUCCGAGGAGCCUUUGGCAACUCUGAUAAAGCUAAAAAUAUCUUCCGAGUUCGCUUCCAAGAUCCCUGCCCAGGCCAGUCCCACACGCUGCAGGCCAACGACGUCUUCCACAAGCAGCAGUGGGUGAACUGCAUCCGAACAGCCAUCGCUCCCUUCCAGAGGACUGCAGCCACAGCCGAGCUCAAGGAGCUGCCAGAGCUGAGCGAGGAGCUGGAGGAGAACAACCCCUCCGUGCCCAACAUCAGAGCCCAGAAGAGGCAGUCUGGCACAUCCGAGAUGGAGCUGGAUGAAAGCAUGUCCGAGUGUGGCUCCAUCCUGGACUCGGAGGAAGCCAAAGGAGUGAAAACACAGAGAUCAUCGACUGGGCACAGGACAACGAGGGAGAAGCAGCUCAGUGGGAAGCGGAAAGAGACGCUGGUGUGAAGGAGCCCAGCACCAUCCUGCUUGGAAGACUGUUUAUUUAUAAAUACUGUGUACAUUUUCCUAUGUGAGCAUGAUUGGGUUCCCUCUGCUGAGCAGGACAUUCUCGAUGGUGUAAUGGCAGCUACUGGUAUACAGUUAACCCUGUUGAGCUGCAGUCUGGUUUUACCCACACGGCCACUUUGAACCUGGUUUUAAAGCUGGGAGGGAUUCAGAAACCUGUUUAUGGCAGGUUGGAGGAGCAAACA
This is a messenger RNA of Nestor notabilis (Kea), 1866 nucleotides long. RefSeq names its product neuroepithelial cell transforming 1 (gene NET1). Gene Ontology annotation, biological process: intracellular signal transduction; positive regulation of Rho protein signal transduction. NCBI's taxonomy places the organism in Eukaryota, Metazoa, Chordata, Aves, Psittaciformes, Psittacidae. Gene Ontology annotation, molecular function: guanyl-nucleotide exchange factor activity. The record is from RefSeq and is a predicted model, not a curated record. The transcript has 10 exons. Bases 8 to 1621 code for a protein of 537 amino acids.